Messenger RNA from Amoebophrya sp. A25, 3845 nucleotides. The record is from the annotation of a GenBank genome assembly. NCBI's taxonomy places the organism in Eukaryota, Dinophyceae, Syndiniales, Amoebophryaceae.
CCCCCUCAUGCUCAUGAUUUUACGCAUUGCCAAUGUGCUGUCCAAGAUGGGUAUGACUUGAUGGAUGCCUGCACCCAUAAAUAACAUGGAAGUACAUCGUCAAUGCUUUAAACAUCAUGUUGGUGAGUAGAAACUAGUACAUGCGUUUCGUUACCUACACGACGACGAUGUUGUAUCGAUGUGCUUACAGUAUGUAAAAUUAAUCCUUUGAAUGACCAUAUCUCUGUAGUACAAACGACCUUGCUGUAGAGAUUAUAAGCUCGUAUUCCUCCCGGCGUAAAAUAAAGUACUUAGAAAGUAGUAACAUUUCUUAACGAGCCAACAAAUAUGGUACAACAAGGAGAUGACCGUGUUGGGAAACAAGGUGCGCUUGGGGAGAGGCAGCCGAAUCAUGUAGCCGUGGAAGUGGAGAUGGCGAGUUUUAGCGCCACCCCUUCGCAACGCGGUGGAACCGCGGAACUUCCGAGACUAGGUGAAAAUUCGUUGGUGCAACUAGUGGAAGGUGAGCACAGAAUGCCAAUUCAUAACGAUCAUUUUGGCAUAUAUGCUGCGGGUAAGGGCGACGAGCACAGUGAUCCGUCUGGGUUGCGCGACGAGGCUGACGCCGACCUGCCAGAACUUGCAGAUGCAGUGGUAGUGAUGGACGACGGCCAUGGCCAUAGGCACUCCGAUCAUUCUGAACUCAAAGCAGCGCGAGGAUCGACAAAACUUGGAAAACCGAACUCGAAAAAGGAUAAAGAGCAAGCGGAUGCAGCACGCAAGCAACCCCAAAGUGAAAGACACCACGGUGCACACCCAGGACACCACUCAUCACACCAUUCGCCUCAUCAUGAUUCACCACAAAAGUCGCCUGACCACUCGCCACAUCACUCGCCGAGAGCGAACCACGACGAUACAAUGCAAGUGAAACUCGAAAUUGACCAGGGCGGAGCAGGUGGGGAGAAGAGCGCCAGUGGAGCUGGUCCAGACGCAGCGAAGGCUGCACGUGACGAACGAAACGCUCCUGCUAAACAGGUAGUGAUGUCCCGUGUUACCCAUGUCGUAACAAAGCAGGCGCCUAGGUUUCUGGCCCGCAUAACUAGAACAGCGCAUACUGCCUACCAGCAGUUUCACAAGUACAUGGUGAGUCCUCAUAUGACCCACUACCGCGAGGAGCACAAACAUGAUUCCAUCAGAGAUGCCAAGACCCGCAAUAGUAAGCGUCGAGAGGUCCGAAAGAGCAUCCAUAGAGCGCACAAGGAGGGCCGGCUACACAUUUCCCGCGAGCACCGAGUGAGGGACCGACACCAGCUGUACCUCGAUAUGUUGAGGGAUGAACACCACGAGCACAGAAGACACGGCAAGGGCACUCACAAGGAGCGCUUGUUGAAGGAGCACGAGGAUGAAGAAAUCGAUGUGGAUUUUGGACACCAUUACAACGCUUUUCUUACUUUCCUUUUCCCGGUGUUGCAAGUCAUCCUUUAUCACACCAGCUACGCGCGUGAGGGUUUUUCAACCGGCCCAGAUGUUAAGGCUUCAACACAUAUAAUAUAACAAAGUUGAUGUAAUUGUAUUUGUAACUAGUUGUUUUUUAGCGCUAGUACAUUUAAAAUUACACUACAAUCAGUCCAUCAUGGUGAAAGCCUCAUCUAUCACAAUGUGGGAAUCCUCUAGCCUGUAGCGUCGCUAGAAACAUUGUAAAGGAGCAUGUUUAUACCGGAGUAUUUCUCUCUUUCGGGCUAGUAUCUUAAAUUUGAAACCGGAAUGUUUUUUCGAAUACGGGGAAACACUGAAAGAACAAUCGGCUGAAACGCAUAGAAGGAUAGAACAACUACGAUUUUACACGUUCCUCAUACUAGGAGAAAAUGAACUACGUACUAGCCAUGUUGCACAGUUCUAAUGUUGGGUCAACCGUGUGCGGAACGUCAGCGACACCAGCGUGUCCGUCAGAGCUGCAGGACUGGAGCUUGCACACGUGGGAGGACCAGAGUUGUCUUACGAACCCCCAGCGAGGGUGUCCGGCGCACAAAGACAGGCGUCAUGAAGUUUGGCGGUGGAUCAUGUACUCCUUGUCCCACGUGGACUUCUAUCACUGCUACAUGAACGUCCUGUUCGAAAUCCUGUUCGGCCCAUCGAUCGAAAUGGCCCACGGCCACGCGAGAGCAGCCCUUUUGAUGUUCGUCUGCGUCGUUGGAGGGGGAAUAGCAGUCGCCGUCUUUGAUCCGACACAGAAAGUUGUUGGAGCUUCUGGCUACGUCUACGGACUCAUUCCGAUUCACGUACCUACUACUAACUCUUUACACUUGAAAUUGUAGAGCAUGUGUUUGUUCAGCAACAACACGGUCAUUUGUCUUUAUCUACUUUGAGUAUGAUGAAAGUUGUAUGAUUAUUUCGUGAGCAAGUGAGGGUUACUGCACCUCCAAACUUCGUGGAACAAGAAGCGGAACAAGAAGUCAUAAGUAGUUUUCCUUUUCUUGAGUUCUUCUGAUUUCUUAUUACCACAGGUAGCUACGUACUAGUAAUCGAUUCUUUCUUCAGAAUCGCAAUCUUCUCCAACCUUAUAUCAUCUCGAACAACUUACCAGAUUUCGUUUGUAGUCCUGAAUUGGGAUGAGCUUGGGCACGAGAAGAUGUUUGGGUUGAUCCCGGACAACUGGUUUCGACUGGUCUUCAUCCUAUCGCUCUUUGCUUUCCUCUUCUUCGGAAUGUUGUCGGACUUGAACAAUCCUGAGUCCCGUGUUUCGCAUGCCGCACACGCGGGAGGAGCGAUUUUUGGCGGAACGUUUUCGCUCUUUUUCCUAAGGAACACAGUGCCAUCGCACAAAAUCCGCACGUGGCUGCAACGGGGAGGACUAGCCUUCGCGAUCGGGUUCACCAUUGUGUCGAUCAUCUGGAUCUACGCACACGCUACGCCGACUCCGAUGUUUGUGACCCACAGAUAUGCCUGCACAGCAGAUCUCGAAUGGGCGAUGCAGCGGAAUCCGGGGUCAACAGCCGAUCAGCUCUGCGAAGGAUCCAAGCCUCCAUAAAGAACUCCAUAGAAGAUCAGAGAACGAUGAUCAUAUAGAGGAUUAAUGUGUUCAUCUUUGUCAAGUCGCACUUGUUUUAGAGCGGCUCAGACGCGAGCGUCAGAGUCAGUGUUAAUGAAUUGUAAUAAUUGUUGUUGGAGUUGGUCGAGGUGUAUUCUUGCCAUGUUUUGACAAGUUGUUAUCGAUACAUAAGUGAAGAUAAUGGAGUUUUAUCCAUUUUAGUCAUACGCAUACCCAAGAAACGCCAGGGAAUUGUUAGAAAGGACAUGCCAGUCCUCAUAGUAUUGAUGCAUCAGUAGAACCAUAUUUUUCGCAUAGUAUUUUGAAUCGGGGUCAGAUAUCAUAGAAUUGCGUAGAGUUGUCAUUGUUGAGUAAAGCAUAAUGAGAGUAUUAUUAAUUUGAAUGUUUGUAACUUCAUACAGAAUUACCAUAUGUCUUAGUCGGUCUGUGUAUAUCUUUUUCGCAUCUUGUUGAAUUUUUCGCAUACAAACACAUUUAAUAUCCAUGUUGAUUCGAUGAACAGGAUUAUGACACAUUGCGCCUGUGUCAUGCUAAUGAAUACUUGAAACAGCAAAAAAGAAUCCUUUUCAUAGACUGUUUAUCGCGCUGUGAUUAUUCCCCUUAUCCCACGCCAUUCGUUAUUCAGAUUUAGUAAAUUCAUUCGUUAGUUGUAAUUUUUCACGAACUUAUUCCCUGUUCAUCUUUGACAGUACCCACCGAAUUCUUCCAAGAAAAUGAUGAUGAUCAUAGUCAAGAAACGACACUGACUCUUCUAUGUACUUUAAAGAUGAGUUACUGUUCAUGUAAGCGCAUUCUUAAGAAGGUUGUGAAUGAGAAG